AUGUUUGCAGGUGCUGAAGGUGCCGUAGGUGCUCAUAGUGAAAUGCGGUAUAGGUGCUGAACAGGUGCUGUAGGUGCUGGCAGGUGCUGUAGGUGCUGUAGGUGCUGGUAGGUGCUGGUAGGUGCCGGUAGGUACUGGUAGGUACUGGUAGGUGCUGGUAGGUGCUGGUAGGUACUGGUAGGUGCUGGUAGGUACUGGUAGGUGCUGGUAGGUGCUGAUAGGUGCUGGUAGGUGCUGUAGGUGCUGAGCAGGUGCUGGGUGCUAGGCGUCUGCACUUACCCCCUUGGGAUAUUCAAGUAGGUUGGCUUUUUGCGCCUUGCCUGUAAAAGCAAUGAUUUUUUAAUAAUUCAAUAUCUCGACAAAGGAACAUUCUUUUCAGCUGAAAUUUUCAGGAUAUUCUAAAGACGAUUAGACCUAUCUAUGGGCAAAAUUUCAGAUCAAAACUCCGUUGUUUGAUUUACUGCUCAAUAUCGAAAAAAUGGUCAAAAAUUCAGUAGAGAGGGCAUAACUCGACUCCCAAGCCCCAUGGGGAAGAACCAUUUUAAGCUUU
This is a messenger RNA of Rotaria sp. Silwood1, 550 nucleotides long. Lineage: Eukaryota; Metazoa; Rotifera; Eurotatoria; Philodinida; Philodinidae. The record is from the annotation of a GenBank genome assembly.